Colletotrichum destructivum is the source of this 954-nucleotide messenger RNA. RefSeq lists its product as uncharacterized. NCBI's taxonomy places the organism in Eukaryota, Fungi, Ascomycota, Sordariomycetes, Glomerellales, Glomerellaceae. The coding region runs from base 1 to 954 and encodes 317 amino acids. The record is from RefSeq and is a predicted model, not a curated record. The transcript is spliced from 3 exons.
AUGACCAACCUCUUGAACCGUCACUUAUCUCGACAUUCACAUCUCGCAUUCUGGGGCAGCAGAACCUUCUUGGCUUUCGGCCAUCUUCACUUCAUCAUCCUGGGUCUCGACCAUCUUCACUCCGUCGUUUUGACUCUCGGUCAUCCCCACUCAAUCACUUUGGCUUUCACUCAUCUUCACCUCAUCGUCUCGUGUUUCUUGGGCAGCAGAAUCAUGACUUACACUCUUCAACCCCAUCUCCACACCACCACCAUCUUGGCUUUCGGCCAUGCUUCAUCUUCGCGUGUCUCUGGGGAAGCAGAUUUACACUUUGCGUCUGGGGCAGCGCCAUCCGCACUUCAUCAUCUCGUGUUUCUGGGGCAGCAGAUUCACGGUUCAACCUCGAUUACUCUCAACCUCGAUCACUCACUUCAUCAUCAUUUUCUUGACUUCAACAUUCUGAGGCAGCAGAUUGUUUGGCCUUCGGCCAUCCGCACUUCAUCAUCUCGUGUCUCUGGGGCAGCAGAUUCACGUUUCGCGUCUUCACUUCGCGGCACCACCCACACAUUUUACUCAACCACUAUUUUCCUUCGACAUUCUGGGGCAGCAGAUUGUUUUCUCUUGGCUCUCAGCCACCUCCACAACACCAUAUUGGCACUCGGCCAUCCACAAUUCAUCUUGUGUUUCUGGGGCAGCAGAUUCACUCUUCGCGGAAUCAUCGCGACUUCACUCACCCACCUCAUCACCAUCAUUCUCUUGACUUCAACAUUCUGGGGCAACAGAUUGUUUCUGGCACUCGACCACCUCUUUCACUUUACAACCUUGACUCUUGCGUCUCUGGGGCAGCAGAUCCACGCUUUCGGCACCACUUCGCCUUCAUUCUCUCAUUCCAAUCCAACCACACUACCACCCCAACAUUCUGAGGUAGCAGAAUCUCUUUGGCCACCGGCCACUUUUCCGCUUUAUCAUCCGUAA